AUGUCUUCAGCCCAGAGGCAUCCACCUGUCCUCAUUUCAGAUGCACUGAUUGGCUCUCACACAUCAGCACUGGUUUCACUGACACAGGUAAAUGAAGCUAAUGGAGACUGUCUGAUCACAUCGAUUACAUCACCGGCCGCGUCCUCUCUUCUGGUGAAAUGGAACAGUUUUCCAGGAGCAACAAGUUAUUUACUGGACGCCAGGGUUGUGAAUUCAACCAGCAUUGCACCAGUAUUGGUUCAGCUCUCUUCAUCCAACACUGAGAAAGUGAUAGGACAAACCGUUCCUUCCACCUCACAAAUAACAUUUUCCAAAGCGAUAUCGAGCUCCUCAAUUCGCUUUGAAUGGUCGAAUGCAACCGGAGCAGAUAAAUACAUACUGGGAAUAGACAAAACAUUUCCUCCAUUUGAUCAUUUGGAAUACCAGUUCCUCACAACAAGCGGACAAAUAAACAACCUCCAACAAUCCACAGCAUACAACUGCUACGUUUAUUCAUCUAAUGCUGCAGGUCUUGGUGCCAAGAGUCUGGUAAAAACCAUUCGAACCUUGGUGCAGCCACCAGAUGGAGUGAACGUGGUAAAAUUAACUGACAGUACUGCUCGUGUCUCGUGGCUAAGCGUUUCUAGUGUACUGCUCUACCAGGUGACGGUCUCAGCCAAUAACAAACCAGGGAUCGCACCUGUUAGUUGGAAUUCAACUACUCUUACUUUUGACAUCCCAAAUCUUGUUCCAUGUACAACAUACACAGUAGGGGUGUCGUCCAUUAGCAUGUUCCUGGAACCGGGAGAGGCAUCGAACGUCACCUACACAACUCCUAGCAUUUUACCGGUUACCGUAGUCUCAGCGGACUACAACUGCGUUACCUCUACGGCAUCUGUUAGCUGGGGGGCUGUAUUUGGUGCAACGUCGUACCGAGCAGUAGCUACGGAUGAUAAUGGCAUGACUCGUAACUGCACAACCAUGACCACCUCCUGCCAGAUCUCUAUGCUGUCCUGUGGAAGACCAUACACUGUGCGGAUCGUAGCCAUUGCUGACUGUGAAAGCACCUCAGGAGAAAGCUACACCUUUGAGACAGCACCCUGCCCACCUCAUGGUGCCAGUGUAUACCGUGAGUGCUCCAGUAAUGUCGUCAUAUACUCCUGGAAUGCCACCGACAACACAGCUUACUACAUCGCCAUGGCUCAGGGCUCGGACGGAGAGAUCCGAGAAUGCCUCACUGAGGGCACCAGCUGUUACUUCACCAACAUGAACUGUGGGAAAAACUACACCUUUACUGUAAGCUCCACCUUCUCCGGAGGCCUGAACUGCAACAGCGGGAACACAGAGCCUGUGGCCGUCACCACAGCCCCAUGUUUGCCGCAAAAUGUCCGGACCACUGCGGACUGUAGCUUUGGUACUGCUAUUGCUACUUGGGAUUUGGUUGAAGGAGCCAAGAGCUACGUUGUGGAGGCUCGCGGUAACCGCCGGGAUUUCUACAACUGUUCAAGUCAAGGCAACAGCUGUAUGCUAUCAGAUCUGGACUGUGGAGAGAGUUUGAGUGUGUGGAUCUUUGCCAAAAAUGAAUAUUGUACAACUGAUGCAGUACUUGGUGAAGUGGCAGAUACAGUUCCUUGCCCCCCUCAGAACGUGUCCACUGCGUACACCUGUAGUUCAACCUCCGCCUCCAUGACGUGGCUCACCAGCAACGGUGCCGUCUUCUACAUUGCCGUGGCAACACACUCAGAUGGUACAGUGCACACCUGCAUUUCCAUGGCAACCGAGUGUGUGUUCCAGGGCCUGAGAUGCGGGGGGACCUACGAUGCUUAUGUCCAAGCAACAAACAUGCAUUGCAACAGCUCAGAGAGUGAUCACAUCACACUGAAGACAGCCCCAUGCGCUCCAGUUAAUGUUGGAGUGGUCAAAGACUGUGGAGCGUCUCAGGCUAUUGUGAGCUGGCAGACGUCUCAGACCGGUGGUCUGUACACAGCUGUACUUACAGAUGCCCUUGGACCCUCACUUAACUGCAGCACCAGCACUAACAGCUGCACCGUCCCGAACAUGCGCUGCGGGGCGAUCUACAAUGUCAGUGUCACGUACUAUAACGGUCAAUGCAACAGCCUGCCGUCCCCAGCCUAUCAGAUACCAUCAGUUCCCUGUCAGCCUCAAAAUGUCACAUCCGCGCUCCAGUGUGAAAACAACACGGCUACGGUAACAUGGAGAGCUAGCGCGGGAGCAGGCUGGUACACGGUGACGGCAGUCGGGCUGCAAUACUCAACUUCCUGUCGUAGUAAUGGAACUUCCUGUCAGCUGACCUCACUGCCGUGUGGAAUGAGAUUAAAUGUAUCUGUACAAGCUCAGGAUAACACCUGCAACAGCAGCUCACCGACUAGUGCUGUUAUAACAACAGCUCCAUGCAUCCCCACUAAUGUCAUCGCCAGUCUAAACUGCACCAACAAAAUUGCUUCCGUCACUUGGACUGGGUCGCUUGGUGCCACCGGGUACCAGGUAAAGGCAGAAAGCAGCAAUGGGCACAGGACAUCCUGCAAUGCAACAAGCACACAGUGUGAUGUUACAGACCUGAGGUGUGGACAGCAAUACUCCAUCACUGUCGUGGCAAAGACUAUUGACUGUAUGGGUCAAUCUAGCCAACCCGUUCCUCUUGUCUCAGCACCAUGUCCCAACACUAAUGUUCAAGCCAGGCUGGACUGCCAGACCAACGCAGCGCUCAUCUCCUGGACACCAGGAAAUGGGACGUUGCGUUUUAACGCAACACUGCAGUCAUCCAGGGAUUUCAAUCAGCACAGCUGCAUAACUAACAGCUCAUCCUGUAACAUCAGCUCACUGCAAUGCGGUGAACGCUACAACAUCAGCGUUACAGGAUAUGGUCAGACCUGCUCGUCAUGCUCUACCACCUCACUCUCUCUAGAUGCAGCUCCAUGUGUUCCCACACAGGUAAAUGUGUCAUUGACCUGUCAGUCUGACACAGCUUCGGUGUCCUGGACCGCCUCUGCUGGCCUCGUUUUGUAUUACGUCGCAACAGCAGAAAGCGCAAACGGACAAACGCUAACAUGCAACUCCAGCAGCACGUCCUGUAACAUCAGCGGCCUGAUGUGUGGUCGCGCGUAUAACGUGUCAGUCACUGCCGUAAGCGCAAACUGUACCGGGCAGCGUAGCGGAGUGUAUCUUCUUAAUACUGCACCCUGCGCUCCUGAGUCUGUGGUCAGUCAGCUGUUAGACUGUCAAACAGGUGCUGUUCGCAUCAGCUGGCAGUCAAGUAACGGGUCACUGAGUUACUGUGCUAAAGCUGUAUCCACGGCUGGUAAUCUGACGUGUAACUCCACAUCCACAUCCUGCGUUAUUCCUGCCAUCAGCUGUGGACAAACCUAUAACAUCACUGUGGCCGCUCAGGGCAACAGCUGUACCACCAAGAGUGUGACCAGUCAGAUAACAGCAGGGCCCUGUCCACCCAGUUCAGUCUCUGCUGUGUUGUUGGACUGCUCUUCUAACACCGCCUUAGUGUCCUGGACCUCUAUACCUGGAGUUCAAUACACGGCGAGAGCCAAUGGCACCACGGUGUCCUCUGCUGGUGUGGAGUGUAAUACAACAAACUCAAACUGCACUCUUACCAAUCUACAGUGUGGCAGUCAAUACAACAUCAGCGUCACUGCUACCAGAAACAACUGUAGUAGUACAGCCAACAUGAUGUCCAACUUUACCACAGCACCGUGUGCACCGGUUCUGUCUGAUGCUGUUCUGAACUGUAGUUCUCGGUCCGCUUUGGUGACGUGGUCCGGCUCAGCGUUAAGUGGAGUUGUGGUCUCUGUAAGCGCAGUGAACACACAGGGUGUCCGGCUAGGCUGCGGACCUUUAAACGGUCAAUCUUGUGUAGUGGACGGACUGCAGUGUGGUCAGACGUACACGUUUGGAAUGAACGCAACACAAGGCCAGUGCACCAGUGCAAGCAACACACUGCAGAGACAGACAGACAGUUCUGGAGACUGCAGUUCUGUGGCGGCGUUAGACACAGUGGCGGUUAGAUCUGGCUCGGUAGUCGUAACAGACUCGAGCUCCCUGUCUGCGAUGGCCGUAGGCUCCACGCAGCAGGGUGACAGCUGGCUGAUCUCUGGCUCGGGAGUGGGGCUGGCAACGUCCUCAACGGUGUAUUACCAGCACCCACUCCACGAAUGUGGGGGAGACCCCUCGUGGACCCUCCUCGGACAACUGUGUGUGCAUCUGAUUCUUAAAGACGGCUACAGAAUCAGCAGAUCUUGUAGCAAUCGGCAGAUCAUUCCACAGAUGUGGAACAGAUCCAGAGAAGCUCCAUGCCCACCACAAAAUGUAUCUGCCAAUGUGAACUCUAGCAGUAACACAGCAACAGUAACCUGGGGAAGUAGCCAAGGGGCGGUGCUUUACUCAGUGACAGCCAGCAGUGUUAAUGGCCAAUUGGUUAACUGCACCUCAGCGUCCACCUCAUGCGUCCUUUCACCUUUGGCCUGCGGACAGCAAUACACGGUCACAAUGAGGGCUGUAGGCACAAACUACAGCAGUGAAGCCAGUGCACCUGUACAGAUCCAAACAGCUCCAUGCCCACCACAAAAUGUAUCUGCCAAUGUGAACUGUAGCAGUAACACAGCAACAGUAAUCUGGGGGAGUAGCCAAGGGGCGGUGCUUUACUCAGUGACAGCCAGCAGUGUUAAUGGCCAAUCGGUUAACUGCACCUCAGCGUCCACCUCAUGCGUCCUUUCACCUUUGGCUUGUGGACAGCGAUACACGGUCACAAUGAGGGCUGUAGGCACAAACUACAGCAGUGAAGCCAGUGCACCUGUACAGAUCCAAUCAGUGCCUUGCACCCCACAGAAUGUCCUGCCCACUGUGGACUGUGGAUUGAAUUCAUUAGUGGUUUCGUGGACACCUAGUGCAGGUGGACAGAACUACACAGCCACUUUACGAGACACAAGUGGCCUGUCCACCACCUGCCAGUCUUCAGGCUCACAGUGUAAUAUCACAGGACUGAGCUGUGGUCAGGUGUACUCCGUUAAUGUGAUCGCAUCUGAUAAUCUGUGCACCAGCACUCCCAGCACUACUGCCAGUACCCAGUCAGUUCCUUGUGCAGCCAGCUCCAUCAAUGCAACAUUGGACUGUGUGCGUGGGACAACCACUGUGUCGUGGCAGAAUGGGACAGGAGCUCAGGGUUUUGCUGUAUCUGCCCUUUCAUCUCGUGGUAACAGGGCUACCUGUGUCUCCAACAGCUCCAUCACAAACUGUGUGCUGAGCUCUCUGCAGUGUGGUGAUGUGUAUGCUGUGACCAUACAGACUCUUGGACAGACGUGCAAUGCCAGCUCACAGAUGACUGGCUCUCUGAUCACAGCACCCUGCGCUCCCGAGUCUGUGGUCAGUCAGCUGUUAGACUGUCAAACAGGUGCUGUUCGCAUCAGCUGGCAGUCAAGUAACGGAUCACUGAGUUACUGUGCUAAAGCUGUAUCCACGGCUGGUAAUCUGACGUGUAACUCCACAUCCACAUCCUGCGUUAUUCCUGCCAUCAGCUGUGGACAAACCUAUAACAUCACUGUGGCCGCUCAGAGCAACAGCUGUACCGCCAAGAGUGUGACCAGUCAGAUAACAUCAGGGCCCUGUCCACCCAGCUCAGUCUCUGCUGUGUUGUUGGACUGCUCUUCUAACACCGCAUUCGUGUCCUGGACCUCUAUACCUGGAGUUCAAUACACGGCGAGAGCCAAUGGCACCACGGUGUCCUCUGCUGGUGUGGAGUGUAAUACAACAAACUCAAACUGCACUCUUACCAAUCUACAGUGUGGCAGUCAAUACAACAUCAGCGUCACUGCUACCAGAAACAACUGUAGUAGUACAGCCAACAUGAUGUCCAACUUUACCACAGCACCGUGUGCACCGGUUCUGUCUGACGCUGUUCUGAACUGUAGUUCUCGGUCCGCUAUGGUGACGUGGUCCGGCUCAGCGUUGAGUGGAGUUGUGGUUUCUGUAAGCGCGGUGAACGCUCAGGGUGUUCGGCUAGGCUGCGGACCUUUGAACGGUCAAUCCUGUGUAGUGGACGGACUGCAGUGUGGUCAGACGUACACGUUUGGAAUGAACGCAACACAAGGCCUGUGCACCAGUGCAAGCAACACACUGCAGAGACAGACAGCUCCAUGCCCACCACAAAAUGUAUCUGCCAAUGUGAACUCUAGCAGUAACACAGCAACAGUAACCUGGGGAAGUAGCCAAGGGGCGGUGCUUUACUCAGUGACAGCCAGUAGUGUUAAUGGCCAAUCGGUUAACUGCACCUCAGCGUCCACCUCAUGCGUCCUUUCACCUUUGACCUGCGGACAGCAAUACACGGUCACAAUGAGGGCUGUAGGCACAAACUACAGCAGUGAAGCCAGUGCACCUGUACAGAUUCAAACAGCUCCAUGCCCACCACAAAAUGUAUCUGCCAAUGUGAACUCUAGCAGUAACACAGCAACAGUAACCUGGGGAAGUAGCCAAGGGGCGGUGCUUUACUCAGUGACAGCCAGCAGUGUUAAUGGCCAAUCGGUUAACUGCACCUCAGCGUCCACCUCAUGCGUCCUUUCACCUUUGACCUGCGGACAGCAAUACACGAUCACAGUGAGGGCUGUAGGCACAAACUACAGCAGUGAAGCAAGUGCACCUGUACAGAUUCAAACAGCUCCAUGCCCACCACAAAAUGUAUCUGCCAAUGUGAACUCUAGCAGUAACACAGCAACAGUAACCUGGGGAAGUAGCCAAGGGGCGGUGCUUUACUCAGUGACAGCCAGCAGUGUUAAUGGCCAAUCGGUUAACUGCACCUCAGCAUCCACCUCAUGCGUCCUUUCACCUUUGGCCUGCGGACAGCAAUACACGGUCACAGUGAGGGCUGUAGGCACAAACUACAGCAGUGAAGCCAGUGCACCUGUACAGAUUCAAACAGCUCCAUGCCCACCACAAAAUGUAUCUGCCAAUGUGAACUGUAGCAGUAACACAGCAACAGUAACCUGGGGAAGUAGCCAAGGGGCGGUGCUUUACUCAGUGACAGCCAGCAGUGUUAAUGGCCAAUCGGUUAACUGCACCUCAGCGUCCACCUCAUGCGUCCUUUCACCUUUGACCUGCGGACAGCAAUACACGGUCACAAUGAGGGCUGUAGGCACAAACUACAGCAGUGAAGCCAGUGCACCUGUACAGAUACAGACAGCUCCAUGCCCUCCACAAAAUGUAUCUGCCAAUGUGAACUCUACCAGUAACACAGCAACAGUAACCUGGGGAAGUAGCCAAGGGGCGGUGCUUUACUCAGUGACAGCCAGCAGUGUUAAUGGCCAAUCGGUUAACUGCACCUCAGCAUCCACCUCAUGUGUCCUUUCACCUUUGGCCUGCGGACAGCAAUACACGGUCACAAUGAGGGCUGUAGGCACAAACUACAGCAGUGAAGCCAGUGCACCGGUACAGAUCCAAUCAGCUCCAUGCCCACCACAAAAUGUAUCUGCCAAUGUGAACUGUAGCAGUAACACAGCAACAGUAACCUGGGGGAGUAGCCAAGGGGCGGUGCUUUACUCAGUGACAGCCAGCAGUGUUAAUGGCCAAUCGGUUAACUGCACCUCAGCGUCCACCUCAUGCGUCCUUUCACCUUUGACCUGCGGACAGCGAUACACGGUCACAAUGAGGGCUGUAGGCACAAACUACAGCAGUGAAGCCAGUGCACCGGUACAGAUCCAAUCAGUGCCUUGCACCCCACAGAAUGUCCUGCCCACUGUGGACUGUGGAUUGAACGCAUUAGUGGUUUCGUGGACACCUAGUGCAGGUGGACAGAACUACACAGCCACUUUACGGGACACAAGUGGCCUGUCCACCACCUGCCAGUCUUCAGGCUCACAGUGUAAUAUCACAGGACUGAGCUGUGGUCAGGUGUACUCCGUUAAUGUGAUCGCAUCUGAUAAUCUGUGCACCAGCACUCCCAGCACUACUGCCAGUACCCAGUCAGUUCCUUGUGCAGCCAGCUCCAUCAAUGCAACAUUGGACUGUGUGCGUGGGACAGCCACUGUGUCGUGGCAGAAUGGGACAGGAGCUCAGGGUUUUGCUGUAUCUGCCCUUUCAUCUCGUGGUAACAGGGCUACCUGUGUCUCCAACAGCUCCAUCACAAACUGUGUGCUGAGCUCUCUGCAGUGUGGUGAUGUGUAUGCGGUGACUGUACAGACUCUUGGACAGACGUGCAAUGCCAGCUCACAGAUGACUGGCUCUCUGAUCACAGCACCCUGCGCUCCUGAGUCUGUGGUCAGUCAGCUGUUAGACUGUCAAACAGGUGCUGUUCGCAUCAGCUGGCAGUCAAGUAACGGAUCACUGAGUUACUGCGCUAAAGCUGUAUCCACGGCUGGUAAUCUGACGUGUAACUCAACAUCCACAUCCUGCGUUAUUCCUGCCAUCAGCUGUGGACAAACUUAUAAUAUCACUGUGGCCGCUCAGGGCAACGGCUGUACCGCCAAGAGUGUGACCAGUCAGAUAACAGCAGGGCCCUGUCCACCCAGUUCAGUCUCUGCUGUGUUGUUGGACUGCUCUUCUAACACCGCCUUAGUGUCCUGGACCUCUAUACCUGGAGUUCAAUAUACGGCGAGAGCCAAUGGCACCAUGGGGUCCUCUGCUGGUGUGGAGUGUAAUACAACAAACUCAAACUGCACUCUUACCAAUCUACAGUGUGGCAGUCAAUACAACAUCAGCGUCACUGCUACCAGAAACAACUGUAGUACUACAGCCAACAUGAUGUCCAACUUUACGACAGCACCGUGUGCACCGGUUCUGUCUGACGCUGUUCUGAACUGUAGUUCUCGGUCCGCUUUGGUGACGUGGUCCGGCUCAGCGGUGAGUGGAGUUGUGGUCUCAGUCAGCGCUGUGAACGCUCAGGGUGUCCGACUGGGCUGCGGACCUUUAAACGGUCAAUCCUGUGUAGUGGACGGACUGCAGUGUGGUCAGACGUACACGUUUGGUGUGAACGCAUCACAAGGCCAGUGCACCAGUGCAAGCAACACACUGCAGAGACAGACAGCCCCAUAUCCACCACAGAAUAUCCAGUCCAUAACAAACUUCGGCAAUAACACAGUGAGUGUGUCCUGGUCUAGCAGCAAUGGAACGGUUUCUUAUAGGACCACACUGGAAUGUUCAAAUGGACAGACAUACACAUGCAGGACUAAUGCAACAGGAUGUGACAUCACUAACAUGCCCUGUGGACAGACCUGCGCAGUCAAGUCAGUAGCGGAGGGGAUGACCUGCAACAGCACUAUUGGCAUUGGACCAAAUAUCACAACAGCUUCAUGCGCACCACAAAAUGUAUCUGCCAAUGUGAACUGUAGCAGUAACACAGCAACAGUAACCUGGGGGAGUAGCCAAGGGGCGGUGCUUUACUCAGUGACAGCCAGCAGUGUUAAUGGCCAAUCGGUUAACUGCACCUCAGCGUCCACCUCAUGCGUCCUUUCACCUUUGACCUGCGGACAGCGAUACACGAUCACAGUGAGGGCUGUAGGCACAAACUACAGCAGUGAUGCCAGUGCACCCGUACAGAUCCAAUCAGUGCCUUGCACCCCACAGAAUGUCCUGCCCACUGUGGACUGUGGAUUGAAUGCAUUAGUGGUUUCGUGGACACCUAGUGCAGGUGGACAGAACUACACAGCCACUUUACGAGACACAAGUGGCCUGUCCACCACCUGCCAGUCUUCAGGCUCACAGUGUAAUAUCACAGGACUGGGCUGUGGUCAGGUGUACUCCAUUAAUGUGAUCGCAUCUGAUAAUCUGUGCACCAGCACUCCCAGCACUACUGCCAGUACCCAGUCAGUUCCUUGUGCAGCCAGCUCCAUCAAUGCAACAUUGGACUGUGUGCGUGGGACAGCCACUGUGUCGUGGCAGAAUGGGACAGGAGGUCAGGGUUUUGCUGUAUCUGCCCUUUCAUCUCGUGGUAACAGGGCUACCUGUGUCUCCAACAGCUCCAUCACAAACUGUGUGCUGAGCUCUCUGCAGUGUGGUGAUGUGUAUGCGGUGACCGUACAGACUCUUGGACAGACGUGCAAUGCCAGCGCACAGAUGACUGGCUCUCUGAUCACAGCACCCUGCGCUCCUGAGUCUGUGGUCAGUCAGUUGUUAGACUGUCAAACAGGUGCUGUUCGCAUCAGCUGGCAGUCAAGUAACGGAUCACUGAGUUACUGCGCUAAAGCUGUAUCCACGGCUGGUAAUCUGACGUGUAACUCCACAUCCACAUCCUGCGUUAUUCCUGCCAUCAGCUGUGGACAAACCUAUAACAUCACUGUGGCCGCUCAGGGCAACGUCUGUACCGCCAAGAGUGUGACCAGUCAGAUAACAGCAGGACCCUGUCCACCCAGUUCAGUCUCUGCUGUGUUGUUGGACUGCUCUUCUAACACUGCCUUAGUUUCCUGGACCUCUAUACCUGGAGUUCAAUACACGGCGAGAGCCAAUGGCACCACGGUGUCCUUUGCUGGUGUGGAGUGUAAUACAACAAACUCAAACUGCACUCUUACCAAUCUACAGUGUGGCAGUCAAUACAACAUCAGCGUCACUGCUACCAGAAACAACUGUAGUAGUACAGCCAACAUAAUGUCCAACUUUACCACAGCACCGUGUGCACCGGUUCUGUCUGACGCUGUUCUGAACUGUAGUUCUCGGUCCGCUAAUGUGACGUGGUCUGGCUCAGCGCUAAGUGGAGUUGUGGUCUCAGUCAGCGCUGUGAACGCUCAGGGUGUCCGACUGGGCUGCGGACCUUUAAACGGUCAAUCCUGUGUAGUGGACGGACUGCAGUGUGGUCAGAUGUACACGUUUGGUGUGAACGCAACACAAGGCCUGUGCACCAGUACAAGCAACACACUGCAGAGACAGACAGCUCCAUAUCCACCACAGAAUAUCCAGUCCAUAACAAACUUCAGCAAUAAUACAGUGAGUGUGUCCUGGUCUAGCAGCAACGGAACGGUUUCUUAUAGGACCACUCUGGAAUGUUCAAAUGGACAAACAUACACAUGCAGGACUAAUGCAACAGGAUGUGACAUCACUAACAUGCCCUGCGGACAGACCUGCGCAGUCAAGUCAGUGGCAGAGGGGACGACCUGUAACAGCUCUAUUAGCAUUGGACCAAAUAUCACAACAGCUUCAUGCGCACCACAAAAUGUAUCUGCCAAUGUGAACUGUAGCAGUAACACAGCAACAGUAACCUGGGGGAGUAACCAAGGAGUGGUGCUUUACUCAGUGACAGCCAGCAGUGUUAAUGGCCAAUCGGUUAACUGCACCUCAGCAUCCACCUCAUGCGUCCUUUCGCCUUUGACCUGCGGACAGCGAUACACGAUCACAGUGAGGGCUGUAGGCACAAACUACAGCAGUGAUGCCAGUGCACCCGUACAGAUCCAAUCAGUGCCUUGCACCCCACAGAAUGUCCUGCCCACUGUGGACUGUGGAUUGAACGCAUUAGUGGUUUCGUGGACACCUAGUGCUGGUGGACAGAACUACACAGCCACUUUACGGGACACAAGUGGCCUGUCCACCACCUGCCAGUCUUCAGGCUCACAGUGUAAUAUCACAGGACUGAGCUGUGGUCAGGUGUACUCCGUUAAUGUGAUCGCAUCUGAUAAUCUGUGCACCAGCACUCCCAGCACUACUGCCAGUACCCAGUCAGUUCCUUGUGCAGCCAGCUCCAUCAAUGCAACAUUGGACUGUGUGCGUGCGACAGCCACUGUGUCGUGGCAGAAUGGGACAGGAGGUCAGGGUUUUGCUGUAUCUGCCCUUUCAUCUCGUGGUAACAGGGCUACCUGUGUCUCCAACAGCUCCAUCACAAACUGUGUGCUGAGCUCUCUGCAGUGUGGUGAUGUGUAUGCGGUGACUGUACAGACUCUUGGACAGAUGUGCAAUGCCAGCGCACAGAUGACUGGCUCUCUGAUCACAGCACCCUGCGCUCCUGAGUCUGUGGUCAGUCAGCUGUUAGACUGUCAAACAGGUGCUGUUCGCAUCAGCUGGCAGUCAAGUAACGGAUCACUGAGUUACUGUGCUAAAGCUGUAUCCACGGCUGGUAAUCUGACGUGUAACUCCACAUCCACAUCCUGCGUUAUUCCUGCCAUCAGCUGUGGACAAACCUAUAACAUCACUGUGGCCGCUCAGGGCAACAGCUGUACCGCAAAGAGUGUGACCAGUCAGAUAACAGCAGGGCCCUGUCCACCGAGUUCAGUCUCUGCUGUGUUGUUGGACUGCUCUUCUAACACCGCCUUAGUGUCCUGGACCUCUAUACCUGGAGUUCAAUACACGGCGAGAGCCAAUGGCACCACGGGGUCCUCUGCUGGUGUGGAGUGUAAUACAACUAACUCAAACUGUACUCUUACCAAUCUACAGUGUGGCAGUCAAUACAACAUCAGCGUCACUGCUACCAGAAACAACUGUAGUAGUACAGCCAACAUGAUGUCCAACUUUACCACAGCACCGUGUGCACCGGUUCUGUCUGACGCUGUUCUGAACUGUAGUUCUCGGUCCGCUUUGGUGACGUGGUCCGGCUCAGCAUCGAGUGGAGUUGUGGUCUCUGUAAGCGCAGUGAACGCUCAGGGUGUCCGGCUGGGCUGCGGACCUUUAAACGGUCAAUCCUGUGUAGUGGACGGACUGCAGUGUGGUCAGAUGUACACGUUUGGUGUGAACGCAACACAAGGCCUGUGCACCAGUACAAGCAACACACUGCAGAGACAGACAGCCCCAUAUCCUCCACAGAAUAUCCAGUCCAUAACAAACUUCAGCAAUAACACAGUGAGUGUGUCCUGGUCUAGCAGCAACGGAACGGUUUCUUAUAGGACCACACUGGAAUGUUCAAAUGGACAGACAUACACAUGCAGGACUAAUGCAACAGGAUGUGACAUCACUAACAUGCCCUGCGGACAGACCUGCGCAGUCAAGUCAGUGGCGGAGGGGACGACCUGUAACAGCUCUAUUGGCAUUGGACCAAAUAUCACAACAGCUUCAUGCGCACCACAAAAUGUAUCUGCCAAUGUGAACUGUAGCAGUAACACAGCAACAGUAACCUGGGGGAGUAGCCAAGGGGCGGUGCUUUACUCAGUGACAGCCAGCAGUGUUAAUGGCCAAUCGGUUAACUGCACCUCAGCGUCCACCUCAUGCGUCCUUUCACCUUUGACCUGCGGACAGCGAUACACGAUCACAGUGAGGGCUGUAGGCACAAACUACAGCAGUGAUGCCAGUGCACCUGUACAGAUCCAAACAGUGCCUUGCACCCCACAGAAUGUCCUGCCCACUGUGGACUGUGGAUUGAAUGCAUUAGUGGUUUCGUGGACACCUAGUGCAGGUGGACAGAACUACACAGCCACUUUACGGGACACAAGUGGCCUGUCCACCACCUGCCAGUCUUCAGGCUCACAGUGUAAUAUCACAGGACUGAGCUGUGGUCAGGUGUACUCCGUUAAUGUGAUCGCAUCUGAUAAUCUGUGCACCAGCACUCCCAGCACUACUGCUAGUACCCAGUCAGUUCCUUGUGCAGCCAGCUCCAUCAAUGCAACAUUGGACUGUGUGCGUGGGACAGCCACUGUGUCGUGGCAGAAUGGGACAGGAGCUCAGGGUUUUGCUGUAUCUGCCCUUUCAUCUCGUGGUAACAGGGCUACCUGUGUCUCCAACAGCUCCAUCACAAACUGUGUGCUGAGCUCUCUGCAGUGUGGUGAUGUGUAUGCGGUGACCGUACAGACUCUUGGACAGACGUGCAAUGCCAGCUCACAGAUGACUGGCUCUCUGAUCACAGCACCCUGCGCUCCUGAGUCUGUGGUCAGUCAGCUGUUAGACUGUCAAACAGGUGCUGUUCGCAUCAGCUGGCAGUCAAGUAACGGAUCACUGAGUUACUGUGCUAAAGCUGUAUCCACGGCUGGUAAUCUGACGUGUAACUCAACAUCCACAUCCUGCGUUAUUCCUGCCAUCAGCUGUGGACAAACCUAUAACAUCACUGUGGCCGCUCAGGGCAACGGCUGUACCGCCAAGAGUGUGACCAGUCAGAUAACAGCAGGGCCCUGUCCACCCAGUUCAGUCUCAGCUGUGUUGUUGGACUGCUCUUCUAACACCGCCUUAGUGUCCUGGACCUCUAUACCUGGAGUUCAAUAUACAGCGAGAGCCAAUGGCACCACAGGGUCCUCUGCUGGUGUGGAGUGUAAUACAACAAACUCAAACUGCACUCUUACCAAUCUACAGUGUGGCAGUCAAUACAACAUCAGCGUCACUGCUACCAGAAACAACUGUAGUACUACAGCCAACAUGAUGUCCAACUUUACCACAGCACCGUGUGCACCGGUUCUGUCUGACGCUGUUCUGAACUGUAGUUCUCGGUCCGCUAUGGUGACGUGGUCCGGCUCAGCGUUGAGUGGAGUUGUGGUCUCAGUCAGCGCAGUGAACACUCAGGGUGUCCGACUGGGCUGCGGACCUUUAAACGGUCAAUCCUGUGUAGUGGACGGACUGCAGUGUGGUCAGACGUACACGUUUGGUGUGAACGCAUCACAAGGCCAGUGCACCACUGCAAGCAACACACUGCAGAGACAGACAGCCCCAUAUCCUCCACAGAAUAUCCAGUCCAUAACUAACUGCGGCAAUAACACAGUGAGUGUGUCCUGGUCUAGCAGCAACGGAACGGUUUCUUAUAGGACCACACUGGAAUGUUCAAAUGGACAGACAUACACCUGCAGGACUAAUGCAACAGGAUGUGACAUCACUAACAUCCCCUGCGGACAGACCUGCACAGUCAAGUCAAGGGCAGAGGGGACGACCUGCAACAGCACUAUUGGCAUUGGACCAAAUAUCACAACAGUGCCGUGUGUACCUGCUCAUGUUCAGGGCAGUGUGGACUGUACAUCUGGAAACAUCUCUCUGUCCUGGGAUCAAAGCGUUGGUGCUGUUUCCUACACCGCGACUGCUCAGGGUAACGGUGGCUAUGCUUCAGUAUGUAACAGCACUGGACCAGCGUGUGCCUUCUCAAAUCUUCUGUGUGGGAUGAACUACAGUUUUUCUGUGAGUGCGUCUGAUGGGACCUGCAGUACCGCACCGAGCCAAUCCGUCCUGCUGACGACAGUACCCUGUAAGCCACAGAAUGCAAGCGCCCAGCUGAACUGCAACACAAACACUGCUGUUGUAACAUGGGAGCCCAGUGAUCGUGUUUUGAGUUACAUAGUCAAAGCCAGCAGCCCUGAUGGACAUCAAAUCAACUGCACAAGCUCCAACUACAGCUGCACAUUACCCAGCAUGCACUGCAGUCAGAACUACAACGUCACUGUCGCAGCCCUGGAUGGAGGUUGUGGCAACAACAAAGCAAACUUUAUUCUGCCAUCAGCUCCGUGUGCUCCUCUGAUGGUUAACGGUACACUGGACUGUGUCACCAACUCCGCAUGGGUUUCUUGGAAUCUGGACAAUGGUGCCCAGUCUUACUCUGUGCUGGCUGUAUCGAAUGAUGGUCAAAUUCGUAACUGCUCCACCUCAAACUCCAGCUGUAAAGUGGCUGACCUGGGCUGUUCAAAGAUCUACAACUUUUCUGUGACAGCCACAACCGGUCCCUGUCAGAGUCCAGCCAGCAGCAGCUUUCAAGUGGAGACAGGGCCUUGUGCUUUGUCAUCUAUCGUGGCGGUGACUGAAUGUCAGAGUAGUGUCAUCCAGGUACAGUGGCAAAGAGCACCGGGAGGAAAUUCACUCUACGUUGCCACAGCAGAGGGUCAAGACCGCUCCCUCAUUUCCUGCAAUAGCUCCGCCUCUUCCUGCAACCUUACUGGUGUGCGAUGUGGCAUGGAGUACACCAUCAUUGUGUCUGCAUCCUCCAACCGCUGCAGCAGUCUCCGCAGCCCAAUUUACAAAAUCAGCACAGUGCCCUGUCAGCCUACACCUGUAGACGCCCAUACAGACUGUCAGACAAAUAAUGUGUCCGUGUCAUGGCAGCCGUCAUACGUGGCAAAGAAGUACACGCUAACUGUGGUCGGCAGAGCCGGAGACGUGGCAAGAUAUUGCACCGCGGACAGUAACUUCACCCUGAGUGAUCUUCGCUGCAGCGAUACAUAUUAUCUCUCUGUUUCAGCCAGUCGUGACAACUGUACCAGUCUGCCCAGUACUAACAUCACAUUUAAUACAGUGCCAUGUAAGCCAGCAAACUUGACAUUAGCGGUAAAUUGUGUGAACGGCAGUGCCUUGUUGUCAUGGAGACAAAGUACAGGUGCAGUGUCCUACGCGGGACUUGCUCGGUCUGACAAUGGCACAACAAUCCAAUGUCAGAGCACCAACACUUCCUGUGGUCUGCAGGGCUUAGUGUGUGGCAGAAUCUACAACUUCACAGUCCAGGCAUCAGAUGGCAUCUGCAACAGUUCAGUCAGUGACACACUAACCAGGGGAGCAGUUCCCUGUCCUCCGGCUGGUUUGAGAGUGAUUCCUAAUCCUCAUACGGUAGUGAAUGGAACUCAGAUCUUGAGGGCAUCCUGGCUCACUGGUAAUUGUCCUAAUUCUGAAUACCUCCUGCAAAUGAAAGGCGGCUUUCUGGGCGACCCCCAGGCACUAUAUGAAGUCGCUUCCUAUUGGACGAGCCGCACAUUCUUUGAAGUUCCCCUCCCAUGUGGUUCUUCAUACAACGCAACAAUCAGGGCUAAGAACUGUGCUGGCUCGAGCGUUGAGUCCUCCGCUGUCUCUGGAACCACAGUGCCUUGUGCUCCUGUAAAUGUGACAUACACUUCAACGACUGUGGAAUGGAGUGCAUCUAUAUAUGCCACAAAUUACACCGUAUAUCAAGUUACUCCAACCAUCAGGACACAGCUCUGUGUGACCUCACAGCUCUCCUGCGCUGUCACCAGCAACGGCAGCAUCAUCGUAACUGCUCGUAACUCUGCUGGAGAGAGCCAAGACUCACUGCCUGCUUCAUUAAAGUCUUAAUGUGUGAUACACUGUAACACUACAGUUUAAAAAGCUUACAUAAACUCUUUCUCUGGCUGUGUGUACUUUAGAUGCAAUGCUAAAUAUUUGAAAAUAUAUCUAUAUAUAUAUAUAAAUAUAUAUUCCUGUUUUUGUACACGAGCAGAUUAAUAUUAAAUAUAAAGAGCAUUUCUGCAUGUGAUUCUUGUUUAAAUUAUGAUUUAAAAAUGUAAAGCUCAUGUGAAAUAAAUGACCAUAUACAAAAAUCA
Molecule: messenger RNA, 17138 nt
Organism: Paramisgurnus dabryanus
Lineage: Eukaryota; Metazoa; Chordata; Actinopteri; Cypriniformes; Cobitidae
Gene: fndc7rs1
Product: fibronectin type III domain containing 7, related sequence 1
Molecular function (GO): protein binding
Source: RefSeq, a predicted model, not a curated record